Dentiscutata erythropus is the source of this 1668-nucleotide messenger RNA. The record is from the annotation of a GenBank genome assembly. Lineage: Eukaryota; Fungi; Glomeromycota; Glomeromycetes; Diversisporales; Gigasporaceae.
AUGAAACCAUCACGUUUCUCAAUUCCCACAGUUUCAAUAUUGUUUUUAUUGACUGUUUUAUUCCCAAAUGUUUCAAGCGCACCAAAAAAAAAGUCCUCGAAUUAUAAAAUUCUUAAAGAAAAUAGUGGAAUAGCUGCCAUGCAUAUUGUAGUUACUUCUCCAACCAAAAUUAUCAUUAUAGACAAAGUUCAAAAUAAUCCAAUAUUCUUAAAAGACGGUAGUCCGGUCAGCUCACUCGAAUAUGAUUUAACUGAUGGUUCAAAGCGUUUCUUACCUUUACAUUCAAACACUUUUUGUUCCUCGGGAGGGUUCCUUGGUAAUGGUACUUUGGUCAGUACCGGUGGUGCGGAACCCGUUCCGGAUGAUAAAUUUAAGUCUGGAUUCACAAGCCUUCGAUUUAUUGAUCCUUGUCAAGAUGGUAAAUGUGAAUGGAGUGAAAAUUUAAAUGGCAUGUCAUCUCAUCGAUGGUAUUCUACUUCCACAACACUUUCGGAUGGAAGGCUAAUCAUCCUUGGUGGAUCCAUUAAAUCUACAAGUGUCAAUUCUGAAGCAACUAAUAAUCCAACAUACGAAUUUUUCCCAAGAGACGAUCCAAAAUCUAUACCUUUCCCAUUCUUAGUUGAAACUUUGCCAUUCAAUCUCUACCCAAUGGUACAUCUAAUGCCUGGUCCUAAGAAUCAAACUCUUCUAUUCGUUUUUGCCAACAAAGAUGGUAUGAUCUUUGAUUGGAAUAAAAAUAAAAUUGUAAAAAGACUUCCUAGUCUUAAAGGAUCUUCUCGUAGUUAUCCUCUAACUGGUACCUCGGUAAUGUUACCGUUACGACCCGAGAACAAUUAUAAACCUCAAAUAUUAAUUUGUGGUGGUAACGAAAAAAUGGACCCAAAAAACGGAGCUGAAAAUUCUUGUGGUAAAAUUGACUUAUCUGAUCUUGAUAAGGCUGAUUGGGAACUUGAUAACUUCGGCGGAUUACCGAGAGUCAUGCCCGAUUGUGUGAUUUUGGCUGAUGGGAAAACUUUAUUCUUAAAUGGUGCGGGUAAUGGAACUGCCGGUUAUAGUUCUAGUAAUAAUAAACACUUAAAAGCUGAUAAUCCAGUUUUGACUCCAGUAUUAUAUGAUGAUCAAAAACCUUUGGGAAAAAGAUUCAAAAAACUCGAUCCUUCAACGAUACCUAGACUUUAUCAUUCUGUAGCUACCUUAAUACCAGAUGGUAGGGUUUUCAUCGCUGGUAGUAGUCCACAAGCAACUGUUGUUCUCAAAGGCGUCAAAUUUCCCACUGAAUAUAGAAUUGAACUUUUCAGUCCACCAUAUCUUUCAUUGAACCAAGCACGAGCCACCAUAAAAUCUGUGGCCGGCUCUAGCAAAAUAAACCAAGGUCCCAUAGAAGUAAAUUAUGACAACCCUGUAGAAGUCAGCGUUGACAUUUCUGACAAUAAACCAAAAUUCACAGCUGCAUUAGUGCAUUAUGGGUUCAUCACACAUUCUACGCAUAUGUCUCAACGAUAUGUAGUUUGUAUUGUUCAAAAUGUUACCUCUAAAGAUAAUGGAUAUACUAUGAAUGUGGUCAUGCCACCAAAUGGAAAUAUUAUUGCCCCAGGUCCUGGUUAUUUAUAUAUUCUUAACAAAGGUGUACCGGGUGAGAGCGCUGUUCAUCUUCAUCUAAAGUUGUGA